Gymnogyps californianus (California condor) is the source of this 1198-nucleotide messenger RNA. It is a transcript of the gene KRTCAP3, whose product is annotated as keratinocyte associated protein 3. The record is from RefSeq and is a predicted model, not a curated record. NCBI's taxonomy places the organism in Eukaryota, Metazoa, Chordata, Aves, Accipitriformes, Cathartidae. The transcript is spliced from 6 exons. The coding region runs from base 1 to 699 and encodes 232 amino acids.
AUGGCGGGCGGGCGCGGGGGGCGGCGGGGGCCGGGGGCGCUGGCGGAGCCGCGGCGGCUGAUGCGCGGCGGGCUGGGGCUUAUCGUGCUGGGCCACGGCAGCCUGGUCCUGGGCGCCAUCGUGCACGGCUCGGUCCUGCGGCACGUGGCCGGCACCCGCCGCGCCGUCACCCCCGAGUACGCGGUGGCCAACGUGGUGUCCGUGGGCGCCGGGCUGCUGAGCAUCGCCGUGGGCAUCGUCGCCAUCCUGGUGUCGCACAACCUGUCCCGGGCAGCCCUGCAUUGGACCCUACUGAGCAUGUCCCUGUUGAACUGCCUCCUGUCCACAGCGUGCAGCGUGGGCCUGGCACUGGCCAUUGCCCUCACCAUUCACAGCCACGGCAUGCAGCUUGUCAGGGGCUGCAACAGCUCUGCGCUGCCUGCUGACGCCCGUGCAGCCAUAGCGACCAACGACUGUCCUUUCAACACCACACGCAUCUAUGACACAGCCCUGGCGCUCUGGUUCCCCUCCAUGGUGCUGGUGGCCGCAGAAGCUGUGCUGUCUGGCAGGUGCUGUCUGGUGGCCCUGAUCCUCCGGGGCAUUGGGCCCUGUGCACGCAGCUAUGGCAAAGAGCAGCUGGCUGGGCCGAGUACAGUGAAGGAGGGGCCACCACGUGAGAUGCAGCAACUCCUGGCGGGCCUGGCUGAGUCUCGUGCCUAGCUGGAGAGGUGGUGCUGCAGGAGUGCUGUGAUCCAGCGAGGUGAAGUUGCGCCUGCACUGUGCUCCUGCCCCCGGUGUAGGCGUGGGUAGGGUGGGCUGUAGGGGGGAGGGGUGUGCCUUUCCCUCCCAGCCCCACCACCCCACCUGGGACAAACUCUGCAGGUUCCAGACACAAGCUGCCCAGGGGCACCAGGCAGCCUUUGCCCAGCAGGUGCCAUGGGCCCCGGAUGCUCUCCCCUUCUCUCCCCAAGCUGCAGGGCCCUUCCUGCCACGCUGAAGGCUCCAUCGGUCUUUUACAGGCAGUGAUGGGGGCAGCCAGAGGCGUUGGCGCCUGGCGACAGCCAGGGCUGGCCUGGGUCCUGGUGGCCCUGCUGCAGAGCAGGCAGGGUCAGCUUGCUGUGCCUGUGCUCAGGCAGGCCAAGGAAUGGAAGGUGAAGAAUCCCUUUGUUGUGAGCCUCUGUUGUUUCCCCGAGUGAAUAAACUUUUCCUUUUCACACUG